AUGUCUUUUGAUGAGGCUGCAAUUGAUUCAUACUUGUCGCGCGUAAUUUCUCUCUUUACUUACCGGUCAAGACCAAGCUCAGAUGAUAUCCAAGUUUAUUUCACUAACACUACAGGGGAUAUUGUCAUUUUGUGUUGGGUUAAUCACGAAGGUGAAAUUAUUCGUUAUAUGAAUCUUGGUCCUGAUCAGACUGCAAGUGUAAUUACUUUUACUGGCCAUUACUGGAUUGCAUUGUUUGUGCACGGCUUACCUGCACAUUUCCUCCCAAAUCGUUCUGAAGCUUAUUUAGUCGUAAGAACGCAUCGCUAUCGAGCAGAGCAAGUCUAUAUUACAAGAAGAGGUUUUUAUUUUUGUCAUCUCUGUACCACUCGGGAUUUCGUAGAAUCCUUCCGCGCAGAUAUCAACGAAAUGAAGAUGGGGAAGGUGAAGUCGAACAUGUCGGUGAAGAAGCCUCGGAAGACGGAAGCAUGGACCAAGAAAUCCUGGAAGAAGCCUGAGAAAAAAUUGUGGAGCAAAGACGAAAUAAUUUGCAUUUUGAAAAAUGAAGAAGGCGAUGUUUUUCCAAAACAGUUAUUUAAAAUAUUUGCUAAUGGACAAAUUGAUCUUUGUUUACAAGUGAUUUCGGAACUAUCCAUGGAAUUCUCUGAUUUCAAAUUGAGCGAAGUAUUUCUCACUUAUUUAAAAAAAGAGUUUGUGACCAUGAGCACCUUAUCAGCCUUUAAUAACGCAAAAAGAUGGAUUGAAUACAUUUCAAACAAUGCUUCAGGAAUAAGAAAUCAUUGUCUAUUACUGAAACAACUUGUACGUUGCACAAAUUUGUUGCAAAAUCAACAGCUAAUAUCAUUAUUAUGCGAAGCAUUACCAUUAACUUACCAAAAACUUUGUGACAGAAACCAGUACUUCAUGGCUUCUACUAUCGCAGAAAUACUUUUAUAUGUGAUUGUAAUUUCGGCUAGUUACUGUGAUCAAUGUGAUUUAAAUGCUUUAUGGAGUAUAUGGUGUAAACUACGUAGUACAAAGGAAUGUGUUGGAUUAGCUCAUUUUCAUUUAUGCACGGUUUUGGUUUCGAUUUCAUUGGAUUUGGAUUAUUCGCACCAUAUGCAGUUAUUUGUGGAAAGCUCGAUCCACGAUUUAGAAGAAGAUGAAGAUUUUGCUCUUAAUCAUAAGAAACAGUUUUUUAUCCUGCUGGAAGCUAAUCUGGGGCCAGUUUUGACUCGUUGUCAGUUGAAUCAAAGAGAGCAGCUGCUAAAUAUUCUAAUUGCUUACACUGUCGAAGACAAUAGUUUACUUUCACUGGUCCGAAAAGUAUUUUCUCAUUCAGAGUUGCUUAAUACUCAUUCUCAAAUACUGCAGCAAUUCAUUGGAUGUUUAUUGCUAAAUUUAUCAAGUAGUGUGAACGAAAGUUCUCAACAGAAUGAAAAUGUAAAAGAGUGGAUCGAAAAAAGCGGAGCAGCAUUGCUGAAGGAGCUUGAAAACCAUCAAAAUGAAAUUGAAUUCUGGAAAACAAUGAUAACAUCCAUUCCGGUUCCAUAUCAUAAUUUGAUAACAGGCAAAAAUUUUCAUCAGAUUAUACAAGUAAUCUAUCACAAUGAUUUUCCAUUUACUGCCCUGUCUACUUCCUGUCAAGUAGCUGUAUUUUGCUUGUCGAUUUCAUUGCUUUCUUGCAUACCGUCUGAAAUAUUUGAUCUUGUUAUGGAGAAAGUCUUAUCAGUUAUGAGAUAUCAACCAAAGCUAUUUCGUGAUUUGUUGAGUUCUUGCGAUGUCAAAAUUAUGAAGAAAUAUAUCAAAAUUUUUCUUUGCUAUGGUUACUCGAGUCCGUUUUCGGAAAACGCACAAAAUUUAGUAAAGGAAUUACUCUUGAGCAGUAGUGACCACAAUGUGCUUUUCACCAAGUGUGAUGCUGUUUUAAAGAAAACUGCUCGAAAACUUUCGGUAGAAGAAAGGCAUUAUUUCAUCAAGCCAGUCUGUGAUGCAGUGUCUGAAUUCUCUGAUAAAGUAACCGCAGAGCGAUAUAAUUCUUAUAGAAUUUACAUUGAAAAGGUGUUCGUAUUUCUAAAUGAAAUGGUUUCUCCAUUUAACUGCAGCGGUCCAACAAAAUGGCCUAUUUUGAAAACAGCAUUAUCGUUACUACAAGUUCUUAGGGAUAUUAGAUCAAUGGGUGUUAUCACAAAUGAAGAAGGUGUUCAAUAUGUUACAGAACAUAUUGAGACAGCUGAUGAAAUUUGUAAAAAUAUUUGGAAGGAUCCAGAAAAUCUUGUCAAAUUGGGAAAAGCAAAACCAGAUCAACUUUUGGAAUUAUCCAAAAUGUCUGUUGAUUGGAUGGUAAAAAAGGGCAAAGUUAAGCGUCUUCUAUCUUCGAAAUAUUCAAAGAAUUUUGAAUUUUAUGAUGAAGCAACGAUGAACAAUAUUAUAAGUAGUUCUUCGGAAGUUCAGGCUAGUUUGCAUCCUUUAUGUUCUUUGAAAACCCUACUGCAUUCAUUUCCCGAUGGUAUGCCUGCGAUUCAGAAGUUUCCAGUAUAUUAUGCUCUGGUAAAACAGACUGAUGAAAGCAAGAGAAAAUUAUUAUUGACUUCGUUAAAUGAUGUGCUUGAAGUAGUGACGAGUUAUACUGAAAAUAAUUAUCUGACAGUUAUUCGUUUCUUGCAACUUAUUCUUCCGAUUGUUACUGGACAUGAAUACGAAAAAAAUUUUAUUACAUUUUGUUUGACAGCUCUUGUGAUCAAUGUGACUAAAUUGACCGCUGAUUUUGUUGCUUUAAGCAGUGCUCUUUCUCUUCUAUUGGACUGCUUACGAUUUGGUGCUCAGUCUGUGAUCAAUGAUCAGUGUUCUCUUUAUGCAAAAUUGUUUGUAACAUUAACACGAGCCGUUCAAAAAUAUGCAAAGGAUACACUGUCAGCUGAUUCUGAAAUCACUCGUCAUUUAUCGUAUAAACUUGCUAAAAUCGCUCAUAUGAUGAUGAAAUUCGAACGUUCAUUCUCGCGUAUCGCGCCUUUUAUUUUAUCCGAGUGUUUGGAAGAUGCUAAAUACGUACCGUUAGCGUUGUUUUGGAUUUUUUCAAUGUGUGAUGACCACAGUAUAGCUCUGCUCACUACCAAUCUACCUCCGUUACAAAAAGCUCGACUUGCUCAUUUAAGUUUGCAUUUUUCUAAAAUCAAAAAAGCGGUUGUUUAA
Molecule: messenger RNA, 3171 nt
Organism: Thelazia callipaeda (thelaziosis nematode)
Lineage: Eukaryota; Metazoa; Nematoda; Chromadorea; Rhabditida; Thelaziidae
Source: the annotation of a GenBank genome assembly